Colletes gigas is the source of this 2271-nucleotide messenger RNA. It is a transcript of the gene Notum, whose product is annotated as palmitoleoyl-protein carboxylesterase NOTUM. Bases 1 to 2271 code for a protein of 756 amino acids. The record is from RefSeq and is a predicted model, not a curated record. The transcript is spliced from 9 exons. NCBI's taxonomy places the organism in Eukaryota, Metazoa, Arthropoda, Insecta, Hymenoptera, Colletidae. Gene Ontology annotation, molecular function: hydrolase activity; nucleic acid binding.
AUGUAUGUACACAAAAAUUUAGAAUUUUGGGAUAGAAUACUCUUCUCUGACGAAAGUAAAUUUAAUAUUUUCAAAUCUGAUGGUCAAAUAAGAAUAUGGCGAAAGCGUAAUACCGAGUUGGAUUCACAUAACAUAGUUUCAACUGUUAAACACGGGGGUGGUAGUGUAUUAGUAUGGGGUUGUAUGAGUUCCUCCGGACUUGGAGAACUAGUUUUUAUAGACGAUCAUGAUCCCAAGCAUACUGCUUAUAUUGUCCGCCAAUGGAUCGUUUUUAAUACACCCCAUACAUUGCCAACCCCUCCUCAAUCGCCGGAUUUAAUUCCGAUUGAAUACAUAUGGAAUGAGUUAGAAAGAAGGAUCCGAAAACACCUUAUUCGGACAAAGGACCAAUUAAAAGAUGCACUUAUGAAGGAAUGGAACGAAAUAGGUUUAGAAGUAACACAAAAUUUAGUACAUUCGAUGCCUAAUCGGUUACAAAGUAUCUCCGUGUGCCUGACAGCUCUGGUGCUGACGAUAGUUGCCGAGGAGAAACCGACGAACACCGUUUCGGUGUCCGCGGGCUCGCCAGCGAUCCAAAGCAACACGAUCCAGAAGCUGAUCAAGAUCCUGGAGAAGUACGGUCUCGAGGAGCAGAGGGGUUUGAAGAGGGUCUACCUGAGCAACAGGUCGAUCACUUGCAACGACGGAUCCCAGGCGGGAUUUUACCUGCGGAAGUCGCACGGCUCGAAGAGGUGGAUCAUUUUCCUGGAAGGUGGCUGGUACUGCUACGACCACAAGAGCUGCAGGAACAGGUGGCUCAGGUUAAGGCAUCUGAUGACGUCGACUCAGUGGCCUGAGACACGCGACGUUGGUGGUCUUCUGUCGGCGAAUCCGGAGGAAAAUCCAUUCUGGUGGAAUGCGAAUCACGUAUUCGUCCCUUAUUGCACGAGUGACAGUUGGAGCGGCACCAGAGCUUCGCCGAACGACAUGUUUUCCUUCAUGGGGGCGGAGAUCGUAUUGCAAGUGGUGCGGGACCUCGUUCCACUUGGCCUUGAAAACGCCAGCUCCCUUCUUUUGGCAGGCAGCAGCGCGGGUGGAACCGGUGUCAUGUUGAAUUUGGAUCACGUGCACAAUUUGGUUCGCCAUGAAUUAGGAUUGAAACAUAUCGCUAUACGGGGUGUCUCGGACUCAGGGUGGUUUCUGGACAGAGCUCCCUAUUCACCGAACGGUUUGUCACCAGUGGAUGCUGUUCACAAGGGGAUGGAUUUUUGGAAGGCUCGUAUGCCCCAUAAUUGCGUCUUGAAGCAUCCAAAUGAACCGUGGAGAUGCUACUUUGGAUACAGGCUGUACCCAACUUUGACUGCGCCCCUGUUCGUUUUUCAAUGGCUGUUCGACGAGGCGCAGAUGUCGGCCGACAACGUGGGCGCACCGGUGACGAAGCAGCAAUGGGAUUACAUUCACAAGAUGGGUGACAGCCUUCGGCAGACCUUCGAAAACGUUACGGCGGUCUUUGCCCCGAGUUGCAUUAGUCACAGCGUCCUGACGAAGAGGGAUUGGCAGUUGGUUAAAAUAGACGAAGUUUCUUUGGCGCAAGCGUUGCAUUGUUGGGAACAAAUGCCAAUCGGGAAUCACCGUAACGAUACUCAAUCGCCAAUCGAAACGAACCAACCGUGCUCGAAAUCGCUUCGGAAGCUGUUGCGUUCCGGGCUGACGAAGGGAAACGGAACGUCGCCCGAAACCGGACGAUCCGGGAAAAUUGAGUCUCUGGCGGACUUGCAGAAAGUCUCGUCCACCGCCAUUAACAAGUCGGACGCGGGGAAAUCGAAAUCGGCGUCCGUUCAGUCGCAGGAACGAGAAAACAAAAAGAGGAAGAGGCGGAAGCACAAAGGCAGACGGAGAGACAGGAACAAAGAGACGAGAACGAAGAAGGAGAAACACGAGCGAAGAAAAGCUGGCCGCCGGAAGGGCAACAAGCAGAACAACGACAGCAACCACACGGGCAUGUUUAACGGGACUAGACCUCAGCGCUCGGUGAUACCAUCUGGCAAACGGAAGUGCGUCCAGGGCUGCCACUUCCGGCUAAUCGAACGUUGCACUUGGCCGCAGUGUAAUCACAGCUGUCCAAAGCUCCACAAUCCGUUUACCGGGGAGGAGAUGGACUUUAUCGAGCUGCUGAAAAGCUUUGGCCUCGACAUGAAAAGCGUGGCGAAUGCAUUGGGUAUUGACAUACAGACGUUGAACAGCAUGGACCACGACGAACUGCUCAAUCUUCUUACGCAACGAGCGAAUUAA